Messenger RNA from Salvia splendens (bonfire salvia), 1291 nucleotides. Its product is annotated as 25.3 kDa vesicle transport protein. NCBI's taxonomy places the organism in Eukaryota, Viridiplantae, Streptophyta, Magnoliopsida, Lamiales, Lamiaceae. The record is from RefSeq and is a predicted model, not a curated record. The transcript has 7 exons. Gene Ontology annotation, biological process: retrograde vesicle-mediated transport, Golgi to endoplasmic reticulum; endoplasmic reticulum to Golgi vesicle-mediated transport. Gene Ontology annotation, molecular function: SNAP receptor activity. The coding region runs from base 356 to 1012 and encodes 218 amino acids.
UAUUCCUGAAAUUGAUAACAGCAAAAAAAAAAAAAGUUAACGCCCUCUCACAAUUUUAGUCAAAAUUAGGACAACAUCUCAUUACCCUCAAAUUUCUCAGAUUGCUAUCGCGAUAUUUCCUUCAGAUCGUUCGAAUUUUGAGCGGAGGAUCUAUUUGAGGGGCACAAUUUAGUAAUUGUAGAUCGGGGAUUCGUGAAAAUUACACCGGAAGGAGCUCACAGACGCAUGUCAAAGUUGAUAGGGCUCUGCUCCAUUGGAGAUCAGGAUCGAUGAUGGUGAAAUUAAAGGGAAAAUCGGUGAUAGCAGGAUUGUGUUGCGUUUCCGAUGCAUCCGGGUGUGAGCUCAGGAAAUAAAAAUGGUGAAGUUGACUAUGAUUGCUCGUGUUACUGAUGGCCUUCCAUUGGCAGAGGGAUUGGAUGAUGGGCGUGAUGUGUCCGAUGCAGACUUUUAUAAACAACAAGUGAAGUCUUUGUUCAAAAAUCUAUCAAGGGGUCAUAAUGAGGCGUCAAGGAUGUCUGUCGAAACAGGGCCUUAUAUAUUUCAUUAUAUUAUUGAAGGGCGUGUAUGCUACUUGACAAUGUGCGACCGUGCUUAUCCUAAGAAGCUUGCCUUUCAAUAUCUCGAAGAUCUCAAGAAUGAAUUUGAGCGUACAUAUGGGAAUCAGAUCGAAACUGCUGCAAGGCCUUAUGCUUUUAUCAAAUUCGACACAUUUAUACAGAAGACAAAAAAAUUGUACCAGGACACAAGAACUCAACGGAAUAUUUCAAAGUUGAAUGAUGAACUCUAUGAAGUUCACCAGAUAAUGACUCGCAAUGUACAAGAAGUUCUUGGUGUUGGUGAAAAGUUGGACCAGGUCAGCCAGAUGUCCAGUCGCUUAACAUCAGAAUCCCGCAUUUAUGCAGAGAAGGCAAAAGAUUUGAACCGUCAGGCUCUGAUUCGGAAAUGGGCCCCCGUUGCUGUUGUUCUUGGAGUUGUGUUUCUCGUCUUCUAUAUCAAGAGCAAGCUUUAUUGAUCAUUCCCCCAUUUGCUGUUUGAUGAGCUGCUCCGAUCUUGCUAACGUGGUAUUGCAGCUUCUUGGCUCAUUCUAUCAUUUUAUCUUUAGAAACCACUAGAAAAGGGAUCUGCUUCCAAUUUUUUGGCGGAUUUUGGAAACUAAGCAUGUCGGAAAAUAUAGAGAUUUCGUACUAUGAGACGAAUUGAUUUCAAGAUGUCUGAGAAACAUAUAGCUUAUGCUUGUUAUCUUCCUCUGUGUUUACCGUUUUAUAGAAAAAACAUGAGUAUUCUAGUUUUA